Linum tenue is the source of this 201-nucleotide messenger RNA. Lineage: Eukaryota; Viridiplantae; Streptophyta; Magnoliopsida; Malpighiales; Linaceae. The record is from the annotation of a GenBank genome assembly.
AAAAUCUUGAGCUGUGUUAUAGAUCCUGUUGCAUCUUUCGACACCUUCCGAGGUUUACGUUUGGGUUGCAACCAUCGUACUGUGGUCGCACGGCUUGUCAGGUUAUGGUUUCAAGUCAGGAGAGGAAACAUGAGGAGGAAGAGAACCAUGCACAUGCUUUGGCUUGACAAAAAGGACCAAUUGCUCGAGGGAAUGGUUGAG